Molecule: messenger RNA, 2234 nt
Organism: Owenia fusiformis
Lineage: Eukaryota; Metazoa; Annelida; Polychaeta; Sabellida; Oweniidae
Source: the annotation of a GenBank genome assembly
AUGUGGCGUGUCACUGAAAAAAUCUCACAAGGAACCAUCACGAAUAACCAAGGCAUCAUGUUUAGCAGCAAGAAUUGCAACUAUACCAAAUUGAAGACAAACCUACGUCUUGUGAUACAACGACUCAAAUUAUUAGAAAAGAAAAAAACUGAGCUUGCUCUGAAGGGGAGGAAAGAGAUAGCUGAUUAUAUUUCAGCAAACAAAGAUGACAGAGCAAGAAUCAGGGUAGAGCACAUAGUACGUGAAGACUACUUGGUGGAAGCCCUGGAAAUAUUGGAGAUGUACUGUGAUUUGUUACUUGCUAGAUUUGGACUCAUUGAGAGAAUGAAAGAACUGGAUCCAGGGCUAGAAGAAGCGGUUGCUACAUUGUUGUGGGCAUCACCACGGUUGCAAACAGAUAUUCAGGAGUUCAAAGAAAUCUCUAGGCAACUCACAGGUAAAUACAGCAAGGAGUUUGCUGAAGCCUGCAGCCGAAAUACCAUGGAGAACGUAAAUGAAGUGGUGAUGCGCAAAAUGAGCAUACAUGCUCCACCAAAAAUGCUGAUAGAAUCUUACAUGUGUGAAAUAGCCAAGAGUUACAAUGUACCAUUUGAACCAGACCCUUCAGCAAUGACAGACAAUAGUGCAAUUUUGGCCACAGACUUACUUAUCGAUUUCAACAGUGAUGACAAAAACAAUGGUCCUGGUGGCGGUGCAGGUGGCGGUGGUGGUGGCGGAGGAAGACUCCAACCUAUGGCACCAAACAAUGCAGGGCCACUACCCGGGAAAGCCCCUCUACCCCCUGGUCCAAUGCCAGCAGGGGCCAUGCCCCCAGGAGAACCACUCCCACCUUACAGUCCACCUCAACCUCCUGUGGGUGGUACACCAGAUAUUCCUCCCUUCCCUAUGUCUUACUCUAGGCCCCCUCCACCACUCCCUAGUGUUGGCCCUAACGCCUCAUCUCAACUCCCUCAACCCCCUGCUCCUGGUUUCAAAGAUUCAAACCCACAGGCUCCUGUGUUUGGAGGAAUCCCCGUAGUACCCAUGGGAUCCCCUGAGAGGCAAUCUGAGAACCCCCAAGAUUUGGGGCCAUCACCAACUGUAAACCUGGAUGACAUACGACCCCAAGUACCAUCUGGACCAGGCCCCCAGCAACCAUCAGCUCCACCUAAUGAUCCAUCGAGGUUGCCGUCUUAUGGAUCAGUGAUGAGCAACCAUACUGAAUAUCCUCCCCCUUUAUCAAAUUUACCACCACCUCCAGCAGGCGGGGUCAUAAAUUCUAUCCCAAAUCUCCCAGAAGUCCCCGGCGAUCUCCCGGAGCUUAGUUUGCCUGGUGCUGGUGCAAACUCUGCAGGAGGAAAUGACGUUGAUUUUGAUGAUUUAACGAGACGAUUUGAAGAGUUAAAGAAAAAGAAGUAAAGUGCGAAAUUGAGGAUGCUUUAAAUAUGUUGAUAUUGCGUACAUGAAUGAAGGACAUGUAGAAUAUGAAGGAAUUUUACAUGGAAAAUGUGUGCAACUAUUUAUCUUAAUGAUUUACAACUUUGAGUGCAUUCUUCGCAAUUUUUAUACAAUGAUAGCUGCAAAAGUUGUCACCAUGGUGAUAAAUGCUAUAAAUAAAUCAAAUAGACUGAAGAUGCGUCAAACCAGCUGUAAUAAUUAAUGAGAGAAUUAAAUAUAUGAACACUUUGUGUCAUAUAGGAAUGUAAGAAAAUGGAGUACAGUAGUUUAUUCAGACUUAAGAGAAAAAACUGAAAUUGUACUAAGAAAGCAGGAAAAUGCAAACAUUGUAGGAAUUGUAGAGAUGUGGUUUGAAUAUGUGAGAUAUACAUAUUUCUGUAUAAGCUUCAUAUAAUGUAUGUAUAUCAGAGUGCCUCUCACCAUUUAAAAGAAUAUAGAAUACUAUGUAAUAGGGGGAUGAGUGCAGUACUGCAGUAGUAGGACUAGGACAUUUAAGAUAGGGUCUGGUCUAUAUUAUUUCUCUCAAGAUGAGUAGCAGGAGAAAGUUGACUGUCAACCCCUGCCUACCUUGAAAAAGGGCUUGUCACCAGAUCACUGCAAAGCCGUGUUUCGGUAUACGAAAAAAAUUUAUCAAGAGACAUUACACUUAUCUGAAAUGAAAUUAUGUUUGCAUCCUUAUUCUCAAUCUAUAAGAUUGCAAGUGUGAGAUUCAAUGUACAAUAAAGCCAAAGUAAAAACUACUCACUUGAACAAUCACUUUGAGACAUGUAAACAUUAAAAUGUUCACAUUAAGAUGU